Vicia villosa (hairy vetch) is the source of this 3270-nucleotide messenger RNA. Its product is annotated as receptor-like protein 7. The coding region runs from base 204 to 3062 and encodes 952 amino acids. Gene Ontology annotation, molecular function: protein binding. NCBI's taxonomy places the organism in Eukaryota, Viridiplantae, Streptophyta, Magnoliopsida, Fabales, Fabaceae. The transcript has a single exon. The record is from RefSeq and is a predicted model, not a curated record.
UGAAGUGCUCCAUACGGUUGAAGAAAAGUAUCUCUGCUACCAAACAAGACAAUGCCAAUACUCAAUUUUCUUCUUUACUUUUUGUGAAUGCUUAAUAAUUUCAGGUUAUGUUUCCUAUUUUCUAUAUAAACACAUGAUAAUCAAUUGCUACUUCCAACAUCACAAAGCUUUACAAAAAAGAGAGCAACGGUAAGUUUCACUAAAUGGGAUCCUUACUUUUAGUAUUGCCUUAUUUUUCCCUUCACUUGUUCUUAUUGCUGCUACUUACUCAUUUUACUUCCUACACUUUUUCAUUAUGCAAUCCUCACGACACCUCUGCAUUGUUACAAUUCAAAAACUCUUUUUUUCUCAACACUUCAUCUAAACCUGAACAUAUUUAUGGCUAUUAUCCGGUGUAUGGCUGUCCCUCUUUUUCUUUCAAGACAGAGUCUUGGAAAAUAAGUAAAGACUGUUGCGAGUGGGAUGGUGUCACCUGCGACAAUGUGUCGGACUACGUGAUUGGUCUGGAUCUUAGUUGCAAUAACCUGCAAGGUAAAUUACAUCCCAAUAGCACUAUCUUUCAACUUAGACACCUUCAACAACUCAACUUGGCUUUUAAUGAUUUUUAUCUGUCUUCAUUGCAAAUUGGUGUUGGUGAUCUAGUGAGUCUCACAUAUCUAAAUCUAUCAAAUUGUCUCCUCAGUGGUAAUAUUCCUUCUCAAAUCUCUCAUUUAUCAAAAUUAGUAUCACUUGAUCUUAGUAGUACAGGAUUUUGGUCUUAUAUGAAAUUCAAUCCCUUCACAUGGAAGAAAUUCAUUCAUAAUGCUACUAAUUUAGGUGAGCUUUAUCUUGAUUGUGUAGAUUUGAGUUCAAUCAACGAGAGCUCUUUGUCUAUUCUAAAGAAUUUGUCAUCGUCUUUGGUUUCUCUUAGUCUAAGAAAAACUGGGUUGCAAGGAAAUUUGUCAAAUGGCAUCCUCUCCCUACCUAAUCUUCAAAAAUUAGAUUUGUCUGAUAAUGAAUAUAUUAGUGGCCAACUUCCAAAGUCCAACUGGAGCACUCCUCUUAGGUACUUGGACCUCUCCGAAACUGCUUUCUCAGGUGAAAUUCCUUAUUCCAUAGGUCAGUUGAAGUCUCUUACUCACUUAAACCUUCGUGAAUGCAAUUUUAAUGGAAUGGUUCCUCCAUCUUUGUGGAACCUCACUCAACUCACAUUCUUGGCCCUUUCUGAAAAUAAUUUUCAGGGUGAGAUCCCAUCAUCACUUUCACAACUUACACACCUCACUUUCUUAGAUCUUAGAUAUAAUAAAUUUAGCGGCAACAUUCCAAAUGUUUUUGAAAAUUUAAUCAAAUUAGAAUAUUUAUUCCUUUCAUGGAAUAAACUAGUUGGCCCAAUUCCAAGUAAAAACAUAAAUCUUUCAAAAUUAAUCAUUCUGUAUUUAGGACAUAACAUGUUAAAUGGAACAAUUCCACAUUGGUGUUUUAAAUUGCCUUCUUUAUUAGAGUUGCUCCUCAGUGACAAUCACCUCACAGGAUUCAUUGGUGACUUCUCAACUCAUUCUUUGGAAUAUUUGAUUUUGUCUAAUAACAACUUACAUGGUCAUAUUCCCAGGUCAAUAUUUAAACUUCAAAAUCUUACUUACUUAAAUUUAUCAUCAAACAAUUUGAGUGGUGAUAUGGAUUUUCCUGAAUUCCUAGCACCGCUACCAAAUCUUCAAAUAUUAGAUCUCUCUAAUAACAACAUUCAUGGGAGAAUUUCCAAAUGGUUUCAAAGCCAUCUCUUAAGCUCAUGGAAGAACAUUAAACACAUUGAUCUUAGUUUUAACAAGUUGGAAGGAGAUCUUCCAAUUCCCUCAUAUGGCAUUCAAUACCUUUUACUAUCGAAUAACAACUUCACAGGAGACAUUGCAUUGUCAUUGUGCAAUGCAAGUUCCAUGAGUGUGCUCAAUUUGGCUCAUAACAAUUUAACAGGGACAAUACCACAAUGCUUGGGAACAUUUGGUUUUCUUUCUAUAUUGGAUAUGCAAAUGAACAACUUCUAUGGAAGCAUGCCUAGAACCUUUUCCAAAGAAAAUAAUUUUGAGACAAUAAAGUUGAACGGAAAUCAAUUGCAAGGACCACUACCACACUCUUUGGCUCAUUGCCCAAAACUCAAAAUUUUGGACCUUGGAGAUAACAACAUAGAGGAUGCAUUUCCAAAUUGGCUUGAAACUCUGCAAGAGUUACAAGUACUCAGGCUACGAUCAAAUAAACUUUAUGGUAAAAUCUCAUGUUCUAGCCCUGAGCAUUCAUUUUCGAAGCUGAGAAUUUUUGACAUCUCUCAUAACAAUUUAAGUGGACCCUUGCCAACAUCAUGCAUCAAGAACUUCCAAGCAAUGAUGAAUGUAAACUACAGCCAAAUUGGUUUGCAUUACAUGGGUAUGGAGAAUUACUAUAAUGACUCUGUGGUGGUUGUAAUGAAAGGUUUUUUUAUGGAGCUAACAAGGAUAUUGACUACUUUCACAACAAUUGAUUUAUCAAACAACAUGUUUGAAGGAGAAAUUCCUCAUGACAUUGGAGAAUUAAUUUCUCUCAAAGGUCUCAACCUUUCAAACAAUGAAAUCACAGGCAAUAUUCCUCAAUCUUUGAGUAAUUUGAGAAAUUUGGAGUGGUUGGAUCUCUCAAGGAACCAAUUGAUAGGUGAGAUUCCGAUAGCUUUGACAAAUUUGAAUUUUCUCUCUUUCUUAAACCUUUCACAAAACCACCUUGAGGGAAUGAUACCUAAAGGUCCACAGUUUGAUACAUUUGAAAAUACAUCAUAUGAAGGAAAUACAAUGUUAUGUGGAUUCCCGUUGUCUAAAUCAUGCAAAAAUGAUGAAGAUCAACCACCACAUUCAACUUCUGAAGAUGAAGAGGAAUCAGGUUUUGGAUGGAAAGCGGUAGUAACAGGAUAUGCGUGUGGGGCAAUAUCUGGGCUGCUCUUUGGAUAUAUUGUGUUCUUCAUUGAAAAACCUGUACGGCUUGUAAGAUUCUUUGAACAUAUGUUUAACAUAAGACUGAAGAGAACACGCAACAGAGCCGGUGCAAAUCGAAGAAGAGUGAAUUAAUUUGAUGUCGGUGUUUUCAAUAUCAUGAUUGAUAAUGUAGCUUUUCUGUGUAAUAUCAUAAUGUUGUCUAUUUUAGACAGUUACAUGUACAAAUAAAAACUGGUGAUAAACUAGUGAUUGUGUUAUUUUUAUGACUGUGUUAUGCAUAACGUCUUUAACUUUUGAAGAAUAUGCUCAGUUUGUGAAUAAAUGCUGGUUGAUAUUUGUA